AUGGCGACAUCCGCCAUCUUUGCACUCUUCGCUUUACCAUACAUCCUCGCCUCUCCGCAUCCUCCACCAUAUUCUCCUUCAAAGGAGCUCGCUCUGAGGGACAUAAGUGAUAAAUCCUAUGCGCCGUACAAAGUAGAAUGCCCAACGGGAUGGACAUGGAUUAGAAAUGCUACAGAAGGGUUAUCUCAGGGGGAGAAGGACUUUGUCGCCAAUAGACAGAAAGUCACUGGUCCAACUAUAAACACCAUGGCUUCUAAUCAGGGGAUAACAAACCCUCCCAGAACGCCUACGAUUGGGGUAGCUUUGGCUGGAGGAGGAUAUAGGGCGAUGUUGACGGGUCUAGGGGGUAUAAUGGGUAUGAUGAAUGAAUCUUCUGAAGCUGCUGCCAGCGGAACGGGAGGAUGGCUGGAUGGAGUGACAUAUUGGGCUGGGUUGAGUGGUGGGAGUUGGGCAACGGGCAGUUUCAUGGCGAAUGGUGGUGAAUCACCAAUCAACUUGCUGAACAAUCUAUGGAACCUAGAUUCCAAUCUGAUAUUCCCCUCAGACGGCAAAUUAUCAUUCUACACAACUCUCGCAUCCGAAGUAAAUGCAAAAUCAGAUGCAGGUUUCCCUGUCCAACUGACCGAUCUAUGGGGUUUGGCAAUUGGCUCACACGUCUUGCCGACUGAGUAUCAACUCACCAACAAACCGAAUCUCACUCUAUCAUCGCUUCCAUCGGUAGUGGAGAAACUGGGUAAUGGGUCAUUGCCUAUGCCAAUCAUCAUCGCAGCAGAGAGGGAACAAGGUGAAUUGGUCAUUGCUGAAAAUGCGACGGUAUGGGAGUUUAACCCAUUCGAAUUCGGUUCAUGGGCUUUUGGAAGUACCGUCAAGUCCAUUGGAGCAUUCACGAAUCUGGAAUAUCUGGGGAGUGAAUUGAAUAAUGGUGAAACUAAUGGAACUUGUUAUAAAGGAUUUGAUCAGUUGUCUUACGUGAUGGGGACUUCAGCUACCCUGUUUAAUAGCGCUCUACUCACUCUCAAUAAUUCCGACUCUGGUCUAGUGACCAACCUCAUUGAAGGGUUCCUGCAAGAUCUAGGAGAAGACCAAUAUGAUAUUUCGAGAGUACCCAAUUCUUUCGCUAAUUAUAACCCAGGUGGAAACCCAAUCUCAUCUUUCGAAUACAUCACGCUAGUCGACGCAGGCGAGACAAACCAGAAUAUCCCUAUCGAACCCCUCCUCAUCCCCUUCCGAGAAGUAGACGCCAUCAUCGCUUUCGACUCAUCGUAUGACUCACCAUACAUCUGGCCAAACGGUACUGCCCUCAGAACGACUUUCGAGCGAGCCAAAGUCCUCGCUGAGAACACGGGCACUCAAAUUAGAAUGCCUGAAGUACCAUCCGAGAAUGGAUUUAUCAAUGGCGGAUACAACACUAGGCCUACUUUCUUUGGAUGCAAUGAUACGACUACUCCCUUGAUCAUCUAUGUGCCCAGUUAUCCUUGGAGUUCGGCAGCUAACACUUCUACCUAUCAACUUGAAUACUCAGAUGAACAAGCUCGUGAAGUAAUGUACAACGGUAUGCGUUCAUUCACCUUGAAUGGGACGGUGGAGACAUGGCCCAAAUGCCUUGCUUGUGCUCUUACCGACCGAUCUUUCGAAUAUACUUCGUCAAACCGUACAGCAGAAUGUCAAAGUUGUUUCGAUACGUGGUGUUGGGCAGGUGACGAUAAUACUACUCAACCGAAUACGUAUAAUCCAGAGAUUGACAGUGUACCCCCCUGGUUGACGGUCAAUAGCUUGAGUAGUGGUAAAGCAGAUGCAAAAGGUGUGGAGAAUACGACGAGUAGUAAUACUAGCAGUAGUGCUGGAUCUAGAGUGAUGAGUGGUACGAGCUGGUCGAGGAGUCUUUUGCUGGGAUUGGGACUAGGAUCCAUCAUGCUCAUAUGA
Messenger RNA from Kwoniella mangroviensis CBS 8507, 1923 nucleotides. Its product is annotated as phospholipase B. Gene Ontology annotation, cellular component: cytosol. Bases 1 to 1923 code for a protein of 640 amino acids. The transcript has 5 exons. The record is from RefSeq and is a predicted model, not a curated record. Gene Ontology annotation, molecular function: A2-type glycerophospholipase activity. Lineage: Eukaryota; Fungi; Basidiomycota; Tremellomycetes; Tremellales; Cryptococcaceae. Gene Ontology annotation, biological process: glycerophospholipid catabolic process.